GAAAAGUGAAAGCCGUGCCUCGGCUCCGCGGCGUGCGUCACACUUUGCAACCCCGAGCAGCAGCAGAGCAGUAGCAGCCGCCGCCGCGCGCGCCUGUAUGUGUGUGUGUGUGUGCGUGCGUGUUUCUGUGUACGCGUUUUCGCGGGGAUGCUAGUCUCUCUCUUUAUUUUCCUUCUCCUUUUUUUCCUCUCUUUCGCCUCUCCAGCUGGUUGGGUCCCCCCGUUCUCCUCCUCCUCCUCCUCCCCCGUUUUCCCGCAGGUCCCUCUCGCCCCUCACGGCUGCCUGGCGAAUCCUCAAACAACCGACGGCUGAACGGCUCGGAGCCUUUCAGCUCUCCUGCCCGACAGCGCGGGGAAAGGAAGAGGAGAGGAGAAGAGAAGGAGGAGGGCUGGCAACGGGGAGAACGAGAGCCAGGGAGGAGGGAUGAAAGGGAAGCCGUCUCGUCCGGGGUCUCCGCGCAGAUCUUCCUCAGCCCGGUAAAAAAAAACAACAACAACGCGGAGGUUCCCGCCUGUCCGUUCAUGAUUCGGGCUGCGCUUCUUCCUCUCGUCCUCCUCCUCCUCUUCCUCCUCCUUCCAACCGGCCGGAACCAGAACGGAUCCAAAGGAUGGGGCAAGCCGGCCGGCAACCCCUUGGAAGACCCUCGGCAGUUGUCCUGUGCCUUUUCUCCGCCCUGUUGCUGACCGAAGGGAGCAGACCGGGGAAGACCGCCUGCCCGGCUUCGUGCACUUGUACCAAAGAUAACGCGCUCUGUGAGAACGCCCGGGCGAUCCCGCGCACCGUGCCGCCUGACAUUACCUCCCUAUCCUUUGUGAGAUCUGCUUUCACGAAAAUCCCAGAACGGAGUUUCAUCUUCUCGUCCAAUCUGCAACUUCUAUUAUUUACUGCAAACACAUUUGAGACCAUUAGUAGCGAUGCUUUCAUGGGCCUUCCUCAUCUAGAAUAUUUGUUUAUAGAAAACAACAACAUCAAAUCACUUUCCAACACUUCUUUUCGCGGGCUGAAGUCCUUAAUUCACUUGAGUCUUGCAAACAAUAACCUCCAAACGCUCCCUAAAGACAUAUUCAAAGGAUUGGAUUCACUAACAAAUGUAGACCUGAGAGGAAAUGCUUUCAAAUGUGAUUGCAAAAUGAAAUGGUUAAUUGCAUGGAUAAGCAGAACAAAUGCAACAGUGGAAGACAUUUAUUGUGAAAAUCCACCAGAAUAUAAGAAACGCAAAAUCAACAGCCUCUCUCCUAGUGAAUUUGAUUGCAUCAUUACACAAUUUGUCGUAUUUCGAAAGCUGCCCUAUCAGUCCCUGUCAGUGGACACUUUCUCAUUCAUGAAUGAUGAAUAUGUGGUUAUCGCUCAGCCUUUUAUCGGAAAAUGUAUCUUUCUGCAGUGGGACCAUGUGGAAGGGACAUUCAGGAAUUUUGAUAACAUCACAGGGACUUCGGUGGUUGUCUGUAAGCCGAUUAUUGUUGAGACUCGCUUGUACAUCAUUGUUGCCCAGCUCUUUGGUGGCUCCCAUAUAUACAAAAGAGACAUUCACGCAAAUAAAUUUAUCAAAAUUCAGGACAUUGAGAUCCUUAAGAUCAGAAAGCCUAACGACAUCGAAACAUUCACCAUUGUUAAGGAUGCAUACUUUGCAAUAGCGGAUAGCUCAAAAGCUGGCAUCACCACUAUCUACAAAUGGAAUGGAAAUGGAUUUUAUUCCGACCAGUCUUUGCACGAAUGGUACAGAGACACUGAUGUGGAAUAUCUUGAAAUAGCCGCCAAGCCUCACCUGAUCAUCUCAAGCAGUUCUCAACACCCAAUCCUGUAUCAGUGGAACAGGGGCACAAACAAUUUUGCUGACCCUGUUGAUAUUCCAGAUAUGGAAGAUGUUUACGCUGUCAAACACUUCAAGGUGAAAGAAGAUACUUAUGUUUGCCUAACAAGAUUCAUUGGGGAUUCCAAAGUAAUGAAAUGGACAGGCUCCAAAUUUCUGGAUUUACAAAGAAUGCCAUCCAGGGGGUCCAUGGUAUUCCAGCCACUUCAGAUAAAGAAUUAUCAGUAUGCUAUUCUUGGAAGCGAUUAUUCUUUCACUCAAGUCUAUUUCUGGGAUGCAGGAAAAGCCAAGUUUGUUAAGUUUCAAGAAUUAAAUAUUCAAGCGCCAAGAUCCUUCACUCAUGUUUUUGUUGACAAACAAGAUUUUCUCUUUGCAUCAAGCUUUAAAGGAACUACAGUGAUCUAUAAGCACAUCAUAAUUGACUUAAGUGCAUGAUACAUAUUUACACACACACACACACACACACACACACACACACACAGUAUGGAAGUCUGUUGUGAGACUUCUUCCAUUAAUAACAACAGAGACCUAACGAACUAGAAUGCAUGACAAUGAUUCUCUUUACUUCCAGUCUGCAAAAUGCCUUUAACAGCUGAGAUUGUUAAAAUAAAGUGCUACAACUAAUAUCUUCAACCAUAAAUGUCAAGUCUAGUGCUGUUUGAAAUUGCAGUUUUAAAAGAAGAACAAAUUAAAGCAUUAACUAUUAUUUGCAACAAACGGUGUAAAUAGCUAGCAAAGCUCCAUCCCUCCUAAAUGAGUUGGAAAGCACCAAUCAACUGUAAUUUUCCAUUGUUCACUGAUCUGAAGAUUGCCAAAUAAAAUGUUUACGUUUUCUUUCCUAUU
This is a messenger RNA of Ahaetulla prasina, 2653 nucleotides long. It is a transcript of the gene LGI1, whose product is annotated as leucine rich glioma inactivated 1. The record is from RefSeq and is a predicted model, not a curated record. The transcript is spliced from 8 exons. Gene Ontology annotation, molecular function: protein binding. Bases 608 to 2245 code for a protein of 545 amino acids. NCBI's taxonomy places the organism in Eukaryota, Metazoa, Chordata, Lepidosauria, Squamata, Colubridae.